This is a messenger RNA of Carassius auratus (goldfish), 5149 nucleotides long. Its product is annotated as nectin-2-like. Bases 351 to 1859 code for a protein of 502 amino acids. NCBI's taxonomy places the organism in Eukaryota, Metazoa, Chordata, Actinopteri, Cypriniformes, Cyprinidae. The transcript has 7 exons. The record is from RefSeq and is a predicted model, not a curated record.
AGUUUCAACAGAACAGUGCGAGCCCUGGGCGACAGUUUGAGACUCACCUCGAACUCACUCACAGGACACUCAUUCACCUGUAGGACGUGUUUCAGCUGGCCACCUGGACUGUUAAUACGAUUCAAGAGGGAGUUUUGACACCUGAUUGUAAACCAACAGGAAUCCGCUGAAUACAGCGACGCACUUCAACAUUAGUUUCUGUGCUCGUCCAUUAGAGGAAACCAGAGGAACCACACAAAUAUUUUUUUUUAUCUCCAUCUAUUUUUGUGACUCUGAGCUGACUGAGUUCAAUAAGCGGAAAACCGAGAAAAUUAUUAUAACGUUAGGUGGACUGUCCAUCCUUCUCUCCGAUGAACAUGUCAGGACUGUUGAGCGCACUCAUUCUCCUAAUUAUUCAAGGGUCGUUGGCUCAGCACGUGAGGGUGGAGCCUGAAGUCGUGUCAUAUCCUGGUCAGACAGUGACACUGCGAUGCCAGUUUCAGAACCCAGGCGCAACACAGCUCACUCAGGUGUCAUGGAUCUUUGAACCGACUAAUGGAGAUCGAACCAACAUUGCAGUAUUCCAUCCAAGUUUUGGAGCAAAUUACCCAACAAUUUCCCCUGUAUCGGGACGUGUCAGUUUUGUAACAGAUCCGCCCUCUUUGGAGAACCCAUCCAUUAAGAUCAGAGAAGUGAAGAUGACCGAUGAGGGCCGAUAUAUCUGUGAAUAUGCCACCUACCCUUCUGGCAACGAACAGGGCGUCACUUCGCUGAUCAUGCUGGCUAAACCGAAGAACUUAGCUACAAAAGUCACAGUUCCCGCCGGCAAAACCCCAGUCAUCGUGGCGCGCUGUGAAUCAUCCAAUGGCCGUCCGGCAGCGACUAUUUCUUGGUCCACAGCGCUUAACGGAAAUGUGACGACGCCGAUUGAGACGAAAAAUCCUGAUAAUACGAUCACCGUCCAGAGUGUCUACAUGCUGGCUCCACAGCCGUCGGAUAAUGGCAAAGACAUCAGCUGCGUGGUGUCACACCGUACCAUGACCCAACCGGAGACCUUCCCCAUGAAACUUGUUGUUGAAUAUCCUCCCCGGGUGCAGAUCGUAGGGUAUGACAACAACUGGUACAGGGGUCGGACCAGUGCAUUUUUGACCUGUCAGGCAGAUGGAAACCCCAGCCCCACCACUGUCACCUGGAAAACUUUGUCUGGACUGAUGCCUGAAACGGUGCAGGUGCAGGAAAAUCGGCUCGCUGUGCAGAAGGUGGAUGACACCCUCAACACCACCUUCAUCUGUGAGGUCAAAAACCGUUUGGGGUACGGCAGAGAUCAGAUCUCCGUCUUCGUGAGGGAACAAGCACCUCCCUCCUCAAAUGCGGGCGUGAUUGCCGGCGUGAUCAUCGCGUGUAUUCUGGCCAUCUCAUUGUUAGCGGUCCUCAUCUACUUCCUGGUAUUCUAUAAUCGCCGCCAACAGCAUGGCUACCGUGGCACCGGCAAGCCAACCGGUGCUCCCUAUGACUCCUUUACCCGUCUCUUUGGAUCUGCCAAAUCAAGCAAAAAUGGCAACGGAAACAACAACACGCCCAUUUACAGGGGAGAGAUGGGGCUUAAUGAGAAAACGGCCAAUCAGGGCAUGCACCCAGGAGGCGUGGCUCUGCUCGAGACCACACACACUCAAACAGCAGAGGAUAUCCUGCUUAGUAGAGAGAUGGAUGAGGUAGAAAGGAAGAAAUUCGAUGAACUGGAAGAAGAGGACGAGCGAUACGAUCAUUUUGGUGGGGGUGGGCCCAUCCUACAGCUCCGCCCACAUAACGAUGACCUAGACGAUGACAUGGAGUCCCAGAGGGACGGCUCUGUGAUUUCUCGGACUGCAGUCUACGUGUAGGAGGAGAUCAGAAAGAGGUUCUAGGAGGGUGUACGUGGACCUCUUCCAGAAGGAUUGAAUUUCUUCCUCUUAACGAAUAUUCAUUUUAUUGUAAAAACAAAUUACGGCUUCAAAUACCACGAGAGAAGGAUUAAUUGAUGGAUUGAGUUAAUGAAUGGAUGAAUUAAUACGCUGGAUAUAGCACAGAUUUAAACAUUGGAGGAUUGGGUGAAGUAAAUAGAGACUACUAAAUACGAAACUGUCAGGCUUCCAUUUCCUAAUUAUUGCUUUGGUUGUCAUGGUGACACAUUCGGAGUAAUAUGAAACUAAAGAUGUUGACGCUGCGCGAUAUAUAUAUAUAUAUAUGACAUGCACACACAUGAAGUUAUGUAAGUAAAUCCACUGUGCUUUUAUGUAAUAGUUUUAACUUGUUCUUUUUUUAUUGAUCUUGGAUUCACACUUAAACCAGUUUCAAACUUGAUUCACUCGGUGUGAGUUGAGUUUGGGUGGAGCACAUUCCUCGGCCCUACAUCUCUUUGUCUUCUAUGGAAGCUAUUCUUAUGUAUUGUGUAGAUUUUGAAGAAGAGUCAAAUGUGCCCAGUGCUUUUGAUCUGUUAUACACUCACGUCUAAUAUUUGACUAGCCACGCCUCCGUGGGCUUUCUUCCUGUAAAGUCAUCCCCACACACUCAUCUGUCUCAAGAUGACAUGCACAGUUCCCUCAUUAUACAGCACUCAAUAUCUCAAUCCCAUGACGUGACUCACCAGUGAAUCAGUUGGUUUUUCGGGGCUAAUCAAAUCAAAACAAAUGUUAAUGAAUGGUGUGUUCAUCCUCACCCACAAUCCAUUUAGUCAGGAAAAGAUGAGUUCAAGCAGGGCUAUUUCCUGUUUUUCCUGUACAGUUUCCUUAUGCAUUCAGUCAUAAAACGAUGUAGCAGACCGCUGUAGUAAUAAAAACAGCGAGUCAGGGUCACAUCCUUAUUCACAGUGAACUUUGAACCCUGACGGACAUUAAGUAUUCAACUAAAUUUAUUGUAAUAUGUCACAGUUAAACUUGCGAAGGGAUGGUGUGCCACAUAUUUAACACUUCCCAAUAUUGUUCAGGUUGUUAAUAUGGUUUUAGUUAUCAUGAACCAACAAUACUUGUACAGCAUUUAUUAAUCCAAGUUCAUGUUAAUUUAUAAAUAUACUAUUGUUCAUUAUUAAUGUUUUUUCAUAAUACACUCACUGAUAUUAGUUUAUUAACUUGAGAUGCUAAAACUAUCAAAAUUGGCAUUAACCCAAAUUAAUGAAUGCUGUGGACAUGCUGUUAAAAGUCAGUCGGUGAUGAUUCCUAAUGCUUUAACUCUUGCUAAUGAAUAAAAACUGUAAAGUGUUUACAGCGAUUCUAUAUUUCUAAUUCUAACCCAUGGCCAGAGUUACCAUGGCCACACAGCUAAAUAUACCUCUCCUCAGACACCGCGGCUCACAUCUCACUGUUAUUUUCUUGUUUUGUUGUCAUUCCUCUCAGCCGCGGAGAUACACUGCCUUGUUAAAUGGGAAAUAAAAUGAAGAAGCUCUUGAAAGAGUGAAAGAUAGUGCUUAUUGUUCGAUGUGAGGUGAUUGUAAACUACUGUAUGUACACAUUUUAUUUUUCUUAAAAAUUAAAAAAACCUCUAUACUUCUAACUGUAAAUACGGAGACGGGGCGAGGUGCAUAUCCAGCUCGAAUGUUGCGCAUGUCAAUACUGUACUGUAUGAGAGCACAUAUCACAUAUUUACAUCUCUAAUCUAAUAUCAACAGUACUAGUUUAGACAAGUUCACAUGGGGAAGCUUUCUAUCGGGUGUAGUGUGUGUGUGUGUGUGUGUGUGAGAGAGAGAGUGAGUCAGCGUGUUAAGUGGUGUCUGACUCGAGGGCAGUGAGUUAUUCCUCAAGUCUCUCAGGGUCUCACACACAUACACAAUGUGAUUUAAACUGGACAUCACACACACACACACACACAUAUUCUUUCUCCCUCUAAAUCAUGUCAAACCAGCUGCCCUUGGUUUGUCCCUCUCUGUUCCCGAGCAUCCGAGGGCAAAGUGGGUUCCAUAGCGUUGUUAGCCUGAUUCAGUGACCCUAUUUGUGCCUCGUCUGGAUCAGUUGCGCUGAAAGAAGUUGUUUUCAUCUCUGAAAGGGUGGUCUGAUGCGCUCUGAUCCGUCUGGCACAGAUAAGGCCGUGGCUUCGGUGCUGCCCAGUUUCCAUCCUGAUUGAAAGGUCAGACCGCAAUCAGUGAAUGUGUGAGUAGAAGAAGAGGUUUCGUCACUCGUGCUCUGAGAGGCAGAAUGCUUUCGCUCCUCAUUAGAGGAGAACGCACUGACCUUCCAGCUCAACGUCUCCUCCAGGAAUUCCGUAAUGAAGGAACGGAUGCCUUGAGAAUAUUAAGGAAAUGUCCUUUGUGAUGGGAGACUGUUUAAGUAGAUUUCCAGAGAGUGUGGAGUUGUGAAUAUGGGAUGUUCUGGUCUCCUCAAUGUCGUCGUCGUCCCUUGUUGUCUGGUUUAGAUGUUCCACAGUACUGGUAAACACACACACACACACACAUUUAAAAGCCUUAAUGUCACCCAACACAAACCAUCCCUCCUGCGAGUAUAGUAUAAAUAUAUAAACAUGAUAUACAUAAAGGCUAAAUGGUGAUGUCACAUCCUUGUGUGUUGUACUUCACUUCUGUGAGCAUGAAGGAUACAUAGUUUUAUUUGAGUUGGUUCUGCUUUAUUAUAAGGUUCAGUUUGGUGGAAUUGUAAUGCAUUAGGUAUCAUGAGCUAUCGUCAGUAAUAUUUACUGCAUUUAUUAAUCCGUUACUUUAUGAAUCUAGGCUACUAUUGUUUAAUUCAUGAUUGUUCAUAGUAAACGCAUGUUCAUUUAUAUGAAAUGUUAGAAAUCAUUAUGCAGAAUUGAACAUUAACUUAGAUUAAUAAAUGCUGUAAAAAAUGUCAAUAGUCUGUUACUUAAUGCAUUAACUCGUGUAAGCAUAUCGAACCAUAUUGUAAAAUGUUAUUGAGUUUUAUAUGAUUUGAUUUUACUGUUUAUUUUUCUCUCUUGUUUUUAUUUAAAUGAUCUGUGCUUUAAUAGUUUUUAUUCGGAGUGAUUUAUUGGUGCCUGUAAUGUGUUUGUGCUGUAUACUGUUGACCACCGCUCUAAAACUCUCAUGGACACAGAAAACACAUCUAUGCCACUAAAUGCUUUACUGCCUUGCAUUGCUUUUAGGUUUUAUUUCGGUUGUCUGUCUUUGUAAUAUUGUCCUUUUUCAUUUUUUAUUUUUUUGGUUGCUUAUUAAAGUCUUACAGAUAUUUGA